UAAUACAUUAUUGUUAAUUUUCUUCACAGAUUCCUUGGCACAGGGGAGAAUUUCAGCAGCCUAGCGUUCCAAUAGGCUUGGGAUAAGUACCGUGGCUGAAUCUGUCCACGUGACAUGCAGAGCUAUUGAGAGGCAAAUGAUGGCGUCCCAGUUCCCAAAACCAACAGAGGAAAUUUGGAGAAAUAUUGCCACCAAAUUUUGGGAGAAGUGGAACUUUCCAAAUUGCAUAGCGCUGGCUGAUGCGGAAUACAGAUUCACUUUUCUACAAGUGGGUGACUUUGGUAGAACAAGUGAUGGAGGUGUAUAUAGUGGUUCUGCACUUGGAAGAGCAAUGGAGGCCAAAAAGUUGUCUGUGCCUGCAGACUGCGCUUUACCGGGGUCUGGGGCACAAGGCCUGAUGCCAUACACCAUGGUGGUAGAUGGUGUAUUUCCCCUAAAGACACAUCUGAUAAGACCAUUUCCAGGGAAACAAAUUCCAAAAUGGCACAGAAUCUUCAAUUACAGAUUGUCUCGUGCACGUAUGGUUAUUGAGUGUGCCUUUGGCAUUCUGUCAUCCAGAUGGAGAGUACUCCACACAAAGAUGAACGUGAAUCCGUCAAAUGCUGAUUCUGUGGUCACUGCAGCCUGCAUCCUACACAACUACCUCUUGAAUCCUUCAGAGAACCAAUGUGGCUGGAGGAGUCAGAAGAAAGAGGGGAAGUGCUUCCAGAUGUCAGAAAUAUGGGGGGCAACAGGGGAUGCAGGGAAGCCUACAACGUACGUAUGAUGUAAGAUCUGUCUUAACCUUCUACAAGGACCAGAAAAAACACACAUUUUUAAUGGUACCGAACUUUUUAAAUUGUAAAUAGUUUUUCAUUUGUUGUGGAAAAAAAUCUGAUGUUAAAUUGAUAAAGUAAUGAUGCAAAUAAAGAGAA
Messenger RNA from Pimephales promelas (fathead minnow), 914 nucleotides. RefSeq lists its product as uncharacterized. Lineage: Eukaryota; Metazoa; Chordata; Actinopteri; Cypriniformes; Leuciscidae. The record is from RefSeq and is a predicted model, not a curated record.